AAGUGUGUAAAAUCAGUGAACCGAUAGUUAAAGUCAGGAGGUGAUGCCGGGACGAAGCAAAACAGUGUAUUAUAAAGUACGUUAGAAAGUUACAAUUGGAGCAGAAAUGGUAAAGGCCACGCUAUUUAAAGGCAUUUAAUCGCCAGGUUACGGGAUAAUUUGAGGAUUGAUGGAGUGACGUCAGUACGUACCUUGAUAGCAGAGUAAUCUCCUUGUGGACGGUCUAAUCUCGGAGGGGAAUGGGCACGUUUCUACUCAGAUGUGGCUAUACGGUACAAACACGGUGUUAACGUACCAGCAAAUAGCUCUCGGAAUGAGUAAAGCGAGAACUAACAUAAAAACUCUUUAAUAACAGCUCUGCGAGGCUCCUGAACUCCGCUGUGCGUUUCCGUGCAGCUAAGAGUGGAUGUUCAGAACAUUGGACGCUUCUUCCCACAACAGCCUCCGCAUCCAUCCUGAAGGUUAAAAAAAUCGACUGGAUUUAACAGGUCAACGAACAGCGGAGAAAGAAACUCCAAUUACAACGCAUCAAUUUACAAACCUGACAUUAAUUAACAUCCGAAGCUCUAACUUAGACUUCCUAUCACCCUCCUAGAUUUCACUGGCUACUUGUCUUCCACUUUAUUUAAGUAUACAUAAUAUAUGAUAUUUAUAUCCGGUACCGAAACUUUAUGGAGUAGAUUUUCUUCCACAAUCAACUCAACCAGUAUUUAAUUGAACUACAUUUAAAAAUGAAUGUAAUUGCACUGUUACUCACCGGAUUGUCUCUAUAUGGGAAACUUCACUGGAUUAGUGGAUUCGAAUACGACUACUCUUACGAUUAUUAUGAUGAAGAAAAGACGGAGGUCAUUGAUUACAAAGACCCAUGCAAAGCUGCUGCGUUUUGGGGAGACAUUGCCUUAGAUGAAGAAGACUUACAACUGUUUCAGAUUGACAGAACAAUUGAUUUAUCAAGACACAUGUUAGACAGAAUUGGACACACAACAGGUGGGUCCGGAGAACAUAAAGUUUCCAAAAGGAAAGGGACAAUAUAUCAACUUAUAGAUCGGAUCCUAAGAUUGGGUUUAGGCAGUGAUCAAAAUACCACUAACCGAGAAAAGAACAACUCAGAAACCUUAAAACGGAUUGAGAAGAAUAGAGUUCCCAGAGCUGCAACAUCUCGAGCCGAGAGAAUAUGGCCCGGGGGUGUCAUUCCAUAUGUCAUUGGAGGCAAUUUUACUGGUAGCCAGCGGGCAAUGUUCAAACAGGCCAUGCGGCAUUGGGAGAAACAUACAUGCGUCACGUUCAUUGAGAGAGUAGAUGAAGAGAGUUACAUUGUCUUCACAUACAGGCCGUGUGGGUGCUGCUCUUAUGUCGGUAGACGUGGUAACGGUCCUCAGGCUAUAUCCAUAGGCAAAAACUGUGAUAAGUUUGGGAUUGUAGUUCAUGAACUGGGCCAUGUAAUUGGAUUUUGGCAUGAACACACAAGACCAGAUCGAGAUGAUCAUGUGACCAUCAUUAGAGAAAACAUCCAGCCUGGCCAAGAAUACAAUUUCCUCAAGAUGGAACCUGGUGAAGUGAAUUCUCUUGGGGAGGCGUAUGACUUCAACAGUAUUAUGCACUAUGCUAGGAACACCUUCUCAAGAGGAAUGUUUCUGGAUACUAUUCUCCCUGGACGUGAUGAGAAUGGCAUAAGACCUGCCAUUGGCCAACGUGCACGGUUAAGUAAAGGAGACAUUGCACAGGCAAGGAAGCUGUAUAGAUGUCCAGCCUGUGGUGAAACUCUUCAAGAGUCAACUGGUAAUUUCUCAUCCCCAGGAUUUCCGAAUGGAUACCCUUCGUACACGCAUUGUGUUUGGAGAAUCUCAGUUACACCUGGUGAAAAGAUUGUCUUGAAUUUUACCAUCAUGGAUCUCUUCAAGAGUCGCCUGUGCUGGUAUGACUACAUAGAAGUACGAGAUGGCUAUUGGAGAAAGGCACCACUUCUUGGCAGGUAUUGCGGUGAUAAACUACCUGAAGUGCUGACUUCCAGUGACAGCAGAAUGUGGAUAGAAUUCCGUAGUAGCAGUAACUGGGUAGGAAAAGGUUUUGCAGCAGUAUAUGAAGCAAUUUGUGGUGGUGAGAUCAAUAAAGAAUCGGGACAGAUCCAGUCUCCAAACUAUCCAGAUGACUACAGACCAAUGAAGGAGUGUGUGUGGAAAAUAACAAUGUCUGAGCACUACUACGUAGGAUUAGUUUUCCAGGCUUUUGAGGUUGAGAGACAUGACAAUUGUGCCUAUGAUUAUUUAGAAGUUCGAAAUGGCAAUAAUGAAAACAGUCCCUUAAUUGGGCGUUUCUGUGGCUAUGAUAAACCAGAAGACAUCAAAUCUACUUCCAAUACCCUCUGGAUGAAAUUUGUUUCUGAUGGAACAGUUAAUAAAGCAGGAUUUGCAGCAAACUUUUUUAAAGAGGAGGAUGAAUGUUCCAGACAUGACAGUGGAGGCUGUGAGCAGCAAUGUGUGAACACUUUGGGCAGUUACAAGUGUACCUGUGAUCCAGGCUAUGAACUUGCGGCAGACAAGAAGAGUUGUGAAGCUGCCUGUGGAGGACUGUUGUCAAAACUAAAUGGAACAAUCACCACACCGGGCUGGCCUAAAGAAUACCCUCCGAAUAAGAAUUGUGUUUGGCAAGUUGUGGCUCCUACCCAAUACAGAAUCUCUGUGCAGUUUGAAUUUUUUGAAUUGGAAGGCAAUGAUAUAUGCAAAUAUGAUUAUGUUGAGAUCCGCAGUGGCCUUUCAUCUGAUUCCAAGCUUCAUGGGAAGUUUUGUGGUACUGAAGUGCCUGAAGUUACAACAUCUCAACACAAUAAUAUGAGGAUUGAAUUCAAAUCUGACAACACUGUUUCAAAGAAAGGAUUCAAGGCCCAUUUCUUUUCAGAUAAGGAUGAGUGUUCCAAAGAUAACGGUGGCUGUCAGCAUGAGUGCAUCAAUACAGUAGGCAGUUAUGUGUGUCAGUGUCGAAAUGGAUUUCUUCUACACGAAAACAAACAUGACUGCAAAGAAGCUGAAUGCGAACACAAGAUCUACAGUGCAGUUGGUACCAUCACCAGUCCUAACUGGCCAGAUAAAUAUCCUAGUCGCAAAGAAUGUACAUGGGAGAUUUCAGCAACUCCGGGCCACAGAGUGAAAAUAGUUUUCAGUGAAUUUGAGAUUGAGCAACACCAGGAAUGUGCUUAUGAUCAUCUAGAAGUGUUUGAUGGAGAAACUGAUAAAUUUGCCAUCUUGGGUCGAUUCUGUGGCAGCAUGAUUCCGGCUCCUGUCAUUUCUACUGGAAACAAAAUGUUUAUCAGAUUUGUUUCAGAUGCAUCUGUACAGAGGAAAGGUUUCCAGGCUGCUCACUCCACUGAGUGUGGCGGGAGGCUGAAGGCUGAAAUAAAAUCUAAGGAUCUGUAUUCUCACGCUCAGUUUGGAGACAAUAACUACCCAGGACAGGUGGACUGCAAGUGGCAGAUUGUAGCAGAGAAAGGUUAUGGAGUGGAAUUAUCAUUCCAAACGUUUGAAGUGGAAGUGGAAGCUGACUGUGGUUAUGACUUUAUUGAACUGUUUGAUGGGUUUGAUACGACAGCUUCGAGGCUUGGACAAUUCUGUGGAUCAGGGCCGCCUGAAGAAAUCUAUUCAACGGGAAAUGCUAUUUUACUUCAUUUCCAUUCCGAUGACACAAUUAACAAAAAAGGAUUCCAUAUACGAUACACAAGUACAAAGUUCCAGGAUGCUCUUCAGACCAAAAAGUAACCUGACCCUCAAUACUCUCCUUUUCCCUUUUUAUUUGGCAAAAGCAAGAAUGAUCUGAACAAUUUUAUAAUGAGACCAUAGUGAGAAACUGAAGAAAAUAAGUUGUUGAGGUGCCUGUGUGAUGGUCAAGUACCCUGGCAGAAGAUUCGAUGAAAAUGCGAAACGCAGACUAAUGAUUAGUCUGGAAGUUAAACUGCAUUGACAAGAUACUAUAUUCCUGCAGCACGGUUAUAAAUGUUUGUGAGCUGUGUCGGCUUUGGUCACUAAAGGCUGCAGAACUUCAUUCAGUGAAAAUAGCCCUCUGCAAACUGCCCUUCGUCUCAGCAACCUACAAUAUCCAUGGGAAUGAAUCUCAUGAGACCGCAACCAGCUUCUGUGUGUAUCAUUCACAUUUUUUUUUGCCAGACUUGCAAUGAUAAUACAAGAAAGAAUGAUGUAUUCUAGUGUACUGUUCAAUUUUCAACAUGUCGUUUAACAAUAUAAAGGCAAACCAUUCACCACUUAAUUUAUGGGGUUCUACCAGUUUUUUUUCCUAUCAAAAACAAAGCUAUCUUUACUGGUGACUAUCGCCUGUGAUCAUGUCUCUCUGUUACAUGACUUUGUACUGACAAGCACUGUAGCAAACUGUGAAUUCCUUCAGUACCAAAAACAGGUUUAAAACAUUGAAAAUCCUGAUUGCAUUUUCUAUAUUUUGCUAUUUGAGUGUUCCAGGAUACUUUUUUUUGAAUAUAUGUGUUAGUAGUUUGCACUUAGAAUGAUAUCAUGAGGCCUGGUUUCAGGCUGCAGCUAUUCUCUGGACUGUAUUAUGUAAAUCAUUUGAAGUUGUAAGCAUAUGAAUUGUAUGUGUAUGAAAAUUAAAUUAAUAGAUAACCAGAUAAACAUAGUGUUCCUAUAAUACAGUAAGCAAAAUGGUCACAAAAUUCUAAAAAUGAAAACACUAACUACAAUUCCUUAAAGUACCCUUUUAGCUAUUCCAUGUGCUGAACAGUCUGUAAUUAAACUGAAGUGCUACAUUUUUCAGUAGCAAGACAAAACAGUAUGGUUAAAUAUAUAAACUAUAUUCCUAGUAUUCAAAUUCAACUUUGGGAUACUGGAUGUCUUGUUAAAGCUGUGGAUGAACCAAAGCUGAAGCUAAGAAUUACACCCCUGGAAGGAUGAAUAAACCACAAAAAAUAUAAGACAGAUUUCUUAUGGUGCUACUCCAUGUUCAGAAGCUUUUUGAGUUUAUGAGCCAACAAUUUUAAGAGCCUUGUAUGAUUGUCAAAACUUGUUCAGUAUAAUUUGAAGGACAGACAAAUAUCAGCUUGGGCAUAAGAUGAGGUUAUCAUGCUACUAAAACACAUGUCCUGUGGAGGCUGACAUAAUUAAUGCCUUAGAAUGAUUAAUUGUAAAUCCUUGCACGUGACAAACACAUCUCUCUGUGAAAAAAGGCUUUGACUAUGUUUCAAAAUAAUUAAGCAUUUUUCUUGUCAUUUUUUGCCAUCUUAAGAAGAAGUUCAUAUAGUUGACCUGUCUAAAAGUGAUGUAAGAAUGAAAUGUUUCAGUGUAGCUGAUGUAUAGAGAUGCUGAGUAGCCUGUUUCUAGAUUGGUGAUUCAAUGUUCAUCCAUUCUUUUUAUGUUCCACCAAGAGAUUCAUAAUAUUAGACAUUUAAUUAUGACAUAUAUGCAUUAUUGUGUUAAUUCACAAAGGCAUUAUAAGACAAGGUGCAACUUCUGUGUUAUGGCUGAAUGGUGAAAUUGUUACAGUAUGUGCCAAGUUCCACUUGAAUCUGUUUUGAUGUAGCUUAUUUGUUCUUUUCGUUUUGUUUUGAUGUUGUUUAUAAUUAGACAAUUGUGGCUUCUGAAGCUUCUCAUAAAAAAAACUUUCAGGUCAACAUUCAGGAGUAAAAUCAAAUAUUGCAUUGCAGAAAAUGUUACUUUGCAAUGUUUUUCACACAGUAGAUUGCUACUUAAGUUAGCAGUAAUUAACCUAUUUGUAUCUGUAUCUUUCCCAAGUCGGUCAAAAUGUCACUA
Molecule: messenger RNA, 5762 nt
Organism: Stegostoma tigrinum
Lineage: Eukaryota; Metazoa; Chordata; Chondrichthyes; Orectolobiformes; Stegostomatidae
Gene: tll1
Product: tolloid-like 1
Exons: 22
Coding region: 732-3749 (1005 amino acids)
Biological process (GO): proteolysis
Molecular function (GO): calcium ion binding; zinc ion binding; serine-type endopeptidase activity
Source: RefSeq, a predicted model, not a curated record